Chenopodium quinoa (quinoa) is the source of this 1473-nucleotide messenger RNA. RefSeq lists its product as uncharacterized. The transcript has 3 exons. The coding region runs from base 1 to 1473 and encodes 490 amino acids. NCBI's taxonomy places the organism in Eukaryota, Viridiplantae, Streptophyta, Magnoliopsida, Caryophyllales, Amaranthaceae. The record is from RefSeq and is a predicted model, not a curated record.
AUGGUGUUUUGUACUAUAAAUGACUUUCCUGCAUAUGGAAAUUUGUCAGGGCACAAAGUCAGAGGACAAAAACCAUGCCCUAUUUGUGAGGAUGACAUGCAAAUUACACGCUUGAAGCAUUGGGGGAAGAAUGUGUACAUGCAUACCAGACGAUCACUUCGUCGAAAUCACCCAUAUAGGAAGAUGAGACAACAAUUCAACGGGCAUGUUGAGAAGGGAGUGAGUCGUGAGCCAUUGACAGGAAUUGAAGUGUAUGAGAAAAUUAAAAAUGUUAAGAAAAUCUUCGGUAAGAUGCACAGAGAGAUACCGAAGAAGGGGAAGACAAAGGAUAGUAUUAAUGUGCGUAGAGACAUGAAGGAAGCCAAAAUUCGACCUAAGUUAUGGCCUGAGGAAAAUGAAGCAACGAAAAAAGCAUUUUUGCCCCAUGCGUGUUAUACAUUGUCUAGAAAAGAAAAAAGGAUCUUUUGUGAGUGUUUGAAAGGAAUCAAGGUGCCGACAGGGUAUUCGUCGAACAUAAGGCGUUUUGUUUCUACUACUGAUAAGAAAGUUGUUGGUAUGAAGUCCCAUGAUUGUCAUGUGAUGAUGCAAGUUAAGGUGAUAGAUCCAAAAACACUUGAUGAUAUGGAAUAUGAUAUUGUUGAAACAUUAUGCAAAUUCGAGAUGUAUUUUCCUCUUUCCUUUUUUGACAUAAUGACUCACCUUGUUAUGCACUUGCCUCGUGAGAUAAAGGAGUGUGGUCCUGUAUUUAUGCGUUGGAUGUACCCUUAUGAGAGGCAAAUGGGUACUUUGGCAGAUAAGGCAAAGAAUAGAGCAAAUCCUGAAGGGAGCAUCGUGAAAGGGUUCAUAGCAGAGGAAGCAGGGAACUAUUGUUCAGUGUUUUUAGCUAAGGCUAAAGAAAUUGGGAUUCCGACUUCUCGUCACGAAGGAAGACUUCAAGGAAAGGGUACAGUAGGUCGAAAAUUUGUUAAACCUCCACUUGAUCGAUAUAAGAAAGCCCACCGAUUUGUGCUACAAAACCUAUCUGCAGUUCAUCCAUAUAUUGAAAAACAUCUUCAUGAGUUGAAAAUUCACAAUCCCAGGAUCAGCUCCUAUGCGUUGAUGCAGGAGCAUAAUCUCCACUUUGUUGAGUGGUUUGAAGGCCAAGUGAAGCUUGAAUUGAGUAGAGAUGAGAAUAUUUCUGAAACGAUCAAGUGGCUUUCACGAGGUCCACAACCACUUGUGUAUACUUAUGAGGGUUACGAUAUCAAUGGAUUUACUUUUGCCACUUGUCGUCAAGAUGAAAAAAGUGUGCAACAAAAUAGUGGUGUUGUCGUGGUUGCAUCUUAUACUGAAUACUCAAGUUCUAGGGAUACAAGGCCAGUUGAAGCUACACAGGCAUAUUACGGUGUCAUUCAAGAAAUCUGGGAGUUGAUUAUGUUGAUUUCACAAUUCCUAUAUUUCGUUUCACAUGCGCUGAUAACCGUCGUGGUAUGA